UCCGCGAUGGCCACCCCGCCCAAGAGGCUGUGCGCGUCCCCCGCCGCGGGCUCGGAGGGGCCGCGCGUCAAGAAGGUCUCGGUGGAGGGGAACAUCGCUGCAGGGAAGUCAACAUUUGUGAAUAUCCUUAAACAGGUGUGUGAAGACUGGGAAGUGGUUCCUGAACCUGUUGCCAGAUGGUGCAAUGUUCAGAAUACUCAAGAUGAAUUUGAGGAAUUGACAACAUCUCAGAAAAGUGGUGGGAAUGUUCUUCAAAUGAUGUAUGAAAAACCUGAACGAUGGUCUUUUACCUUCCAAUCUUACGCUUGUCUCAGUCGGAUCCGAGCCCAGCUUGCUGCCCUCAAUGGCAAGCUCAAAGACGCCGAGAAACCUGUACUGUUUUUUGAAAGAUCUGUGUACAGUGACCGGUAUAUCUUUGCAUCUAACCUGUAUGACUCUGAAUGCAUGAAUGAGACAGAGUGGACCAUCUACCAAGACUGGCAUGACUGGAUGAACAGCCAGUUUGGCUACAGCCUUGAGUUGGAUGGAAUCAUUUAUCUUCGAGCCACUCCAGAGAAAUGCUUAAAUAGGAUAUAUUUACGAGGACGAAGUGAGGAGCAAGGCAUUCCUCUCGAGUACCUAGAGAAGCUUCAUUAUAAACACGAAAGCUGGCUCCUGCACAGAACCCUGAAAACCAACUUUGAUUAUCUCCAGGAGGUGCCUGUCCUAACACUAGAUGUUAAUGAAGACUUUAAAGACAAACAUGACAGUCUGGUUGAAAAGGUCAAAGAAUUUUUGAGUACUUUGUGAUGUUACUGAAGACUACAGGCAACCAAGUGUUCCCAGAUAUUCCGCUGGAGCUACAGGCAACUAAGUGGUUCCAGUCACUUCAGUUUUGUAUGUCUUCACAGUUCAGUUUUCAUACAAGAGUCUUUAUAAAUUCAAGCUAUUAACUAUUAACCACUUUUGUUUCAAGGGAAAAAAAAUUUUGUUUGUUGUUUUAGAUGAAUUCUAUGUAAAGCUUUGAUUCCCUUCUUUUCUUUUCCUUUUUUUGGGGGGGGGGGGCGCGGGGUUUUCAGGGUAGGGUGUUUCUCUAGCUCAGGCUGACCUGGAAUUCACUAUGUAGUCUCAGGGUGGCCUUGAACUCAUGGUGACCCUCCUACUUCUGCCGGGAUUAAAGAUGUGUGCCACCAUGCACAGCUUCCUGACUUUAAAAAAACAGACAUUUAGUAAAUAAACCAGUUUAACUGGAAACUUUUAUGUUA
Messenger RNA from Jaculus jaculus (lesser Egyptian jerboa), 1244 nucleotides. RefSeq names its product deoxycytidine kinase (gene Dck). The coding region runs from base 7 to 789 and encodes 260 amino acids. The transcript is spliced from 7 exons. NCBI's taxonomy places the organism in Eukaryota, Metazoa, Chordata, Mammalia, Rodentia, Dipodidae. Gene Ontology annotation, molecular function: ATP binding; deoxycytidine kinase activity. Gene Ontology annotation, cellular component: cytoplasm; mitochondrion. Gene Ontology annotation, biological process: nucleobase-containing compound metabolic process. The record is from RefSeq and is a predicted model, not a curated record.